GAGACUGGGUCGCGCGCUACAAAACAAUGACUGAAACUGCAGAGAUUUAACGGGGGAAGAACUUAUAAACAGGCCACGGUCAUCAUGAGCCAGGCAGAACGGCGGAGCUCUUCGCCGUCACAUGAUGACCAACAAGAGUCUAGUGAGAGGGCCACGCCCAUUUCUGCUCUCGCUCCAGAGGUUGAUUUACAUCAAGAACAACCUGCUGUCCUGUCAUCAAAUCCAGCCUUGCAGUGCUUGGAACAGCUGUUCUCCACUGGAAAGGUCAACGGGGAAAAAGUGGCUCGUCUUAAAGCCAGUUUCAACCUCUUAAAUGAAACUCUCAGAAGUUCUCAGGAAUCUGAAAUGAAUCUGAUCCUGGAGGCGAAGACCUUGCGCAUGACAUUAGAGCAGCAAAAACAGGAGCUGGAGAACGCUGAACUUUUUCCUGAGGGACCGGAUACAGAGGUCAGCAGACUCAAGCAGACACUCCUGCAGUACUACAACCAACUGAAGGAGGACGAAGAAAGAGAUUAUCAGUUGCAGUUUCAGUUUGAGUGUCUUAAAGAGGAAAAGCUCUGUCUUGAGAAAGAAUACCAGGAUCAACCUAAACAGGCUGAGCUAGAAAGUAGGUACACGACCCUGAAGAACAGUUGUGAGGAGGUGAGGAAAGAGGUUCUUAAGCUUAGACAGGAAGUGAGGACUCUGACUGAGAGCAUGGAGACUCAACAGAAACAUAUAAAGAUAGAACAACUUGAGCUGGAGGUUUUAAAAGAUCGUGUUGAGACCAAUGAGGCUGAGCUGGCUCAGGUGCUCCUCCUACCUGUUCAACUGAGAAAAGAGGUCGACAGGGUUGCCCACAAGAAAUCGGAGCUGGAGAAGCAGGUUGCAAAGAUAGAGCAACAUCGUAUGGAUAAUGUGGAGCAUCAGAAGAGUUUGGAGGCAAAAUGUGAGGAGGUGAAGGAGGCCACAAAGGAGGUGGUACGAGAACAGGAAGGCCACAAGGCUCAACUGGUGACUGCAGAGAACAAACAAGAUAGACUUCUCACAGAUCUGCAGAUGGCUAAAGCAAAAGAGGCAGCAUUCAUGGACCAAAGGGGUCUGUUGGAAAUUAGCAUGGAGCAGAUUGUUGCUGAGUUCAUGUCUCUGCGCGAUAAACUGGCCCGAGAUACAAGGCUGAAAGACAAGCUUAUGUUAGCCCUGAAGAGAAAUGAACUGCAGCUGAAACAGGCCAGAGACGCUCUCAUUAACACUCAACAACUGCACGAGAGGAUCCAGGCUCAGGUGAAAAACACAUCUAAAGCUGACAUCUUGCUGGAGAGAAGAAAAGAUCUGGAAAAGGAAGUAGAAAACUUAAAACGCAGUUUGAUUAGCGAGCAGUCUAUGGCAGGGAUGAAGGUCCAGCUGGUUCAAGAGUAUGUUGAGAAGGAACAGGCUUUGAUUAGAGAGUCUUAUCGCCGCAGAGAUGAGCUUCAUCACCUUCAUCAUCUCAUACUUAUCAAAACAGACGAAAGAGAGCAGAAGAGCCGUGAGCUACUGAAAGCACAGCUGAAAUAUAAGCAAGCCAAGCAAGAACUGCAAGGAAAAGGACUGGUUAUACAAGAACACAUUAAACAGACUAAAGAGACGCAGUCAAGGCUGGGUGUGUUUGCUAAGCUGUAUGAAGUCACCAAGUCUGAGCGAAACAAAUACCUCAGUCUAAUUCAAAUCUCAGACCAAAACCUGGCAUUGGUGCAGGAGAAGCUGGCUAAACUGGAAGAAAACCUCAAGACACUGCAGUCCACUGCUAUCAGCAAAGACAAGUUACUGCAGAGGUCUCGUCUGCAACACUCUCACAGCUACAAGCUAAGAGACAAUCUAAAGAAGGAGGUCUCACGAACAUUACAGGCUUUGCAGGAGAUGCAACAGAAUCGAGAGGAGCAAAAACUAAAACUCAGGAAGCUCACAGACACCGUGAACAUGCUAGAGCAAAAAAAGCUACAUAUCCGCAAGUGCUAUGAGGCCGAACUGCAAAAGCGCAAUCAGGCGUCUGUGCAGCUUGCAGAAAGAGAUAAGGAAUGGCGUAUUUACAGUGAGAAGCUCAAUAGACUGGUGAAAAUGUCUGAAAAGAGCAACUUGGAGAUGUAUGACAUAGAAGAUGAAAUCAGAAACUUGAAAAUGGAACAGAAAGAAGAAGAAAGACAGAAUGAUCUGCACAAAAAACAGUUGUCAAACAAACUAGCCCUGGAAGAGGAGUGUGUCUUAUUACAGAUACAGAUGUCUGAGAUGAAUGACAGAAUGUCUGAGCUGGAAGAGGCUUGUGUGGAAGAUAACAGAGCAAGACACCUGAGCGGAGAAGAUCUAUCUCCUGAGGAGCUCAUUGAGAAGAUUGAACAGUUGGAGAUACACCUGGCAGAUAAAGAGGCUCAGCUCUUGGAAAUGGAGCUUGUGUGUGAGCAGGUUGGACGCCUUUCCAAGCGCAUCCAAAUCAAAGCUGACAACAGUAACGAAGACACACUCCAUCUGGCCAAGAAAGUGAAUGAACUGCAGGCUCAGAUCAGAAAGCGCAGCCGUAAAAUGAUGGCGGUGGUAGCAGAGCUGUCCAUGCGGAAAGCCGAGUGUAUGGGCCUGCAGCAGGAGAUGAAGGAAAAGGAACUGCAGCUGGACUUGUGUCAGAAGCGUGUGGAGCAAGGUUUGCCCCCGUCAGAUAGCAUUGAGAACGAGUGGCUGCGUCACCUUCAAGAUCAGCACAGACGCCAGGAAGAUGCUGAGAGAAAAGCUAUGCUGGCAGAGGAAGACGAGUGGAACCAGCUUCCAAAUGGUGUUUACACCACGGCUGAGCUUCGACCCAAUGCUUACAUCCCCAUUGACGAUCCUUUGCCAGUACCCAAACACUACGGAGCCCUCACCCCCUUUAAACCCACUGAACCCGGUGCCAACAUUCGCCACAUUCGCAAACCAAAAAUCAAGCCUAUCGAGAUCUAGAGUGAGUCUCACCUGCAAACUGGUGAUGCAUACAGAUAUAGAAAUAAAAGUCCUGAUGUGCUCCCAGUUUUGAAGAAUCUGGUCCAUUUCCUUAGAUCUAAUGAUGCUAUUGUAAGACUUGACUGUCAUAUGGGUCUUAUUUCUACACUUAGCAGCCAAGUGAAGCUCCUGGUGGUGGCAUGAUGGGAAUUCACAGAAAUUCUUUAGAGACCUGCCAGAGCUGAAGGUCGGGAGAGGAGUUAGACAUGAUGCUAUGCCCUGUGGAGCCAUGCACAGCUGAAACCAUUUAAGCAGAAAUCAUUUACAGCAUUUUAGAAUUGCAUUUAGAGUAGUAUUGUCUCUAAUAGGGGUCAAGGAGAUUGCCUUAUCUAAUACUUGCGUGGUUUAUCUUUUGCCAGUUAUUUUAAAUGGGUUUUAUACUUUGGCAUUUCAUCAACCUUUGACAUAGGAGUAGCUAAAGCUUGAUAGAGGAUUUCAUUAGUAGUUUCGUUUUCAUACAGCUCAAAGGGCUUUACAGAAAAGUAACCAAUAACCUUAUAAACACAGCUGCAAAAUGAAUAUCAUGCCUUACAGGCUUAACAGCAUUAUCGCAAACAUACAGCAGGAGUAAACUAAAGUAACCAUUCAGGAAAUUGCUAUCAACAAAAAGCAUACAAAAGAACAUAUGAUCUUUUAUUUUGUAUUCAAAAAAUAUUUACAAAUGUACCCAACUGACCCCAUACAACAUCUGGAGAGAAAAAAAUCCCUUUUUUGUUGGUGCUCUUCCAUCGCAUCUGGGUG
Molecule: messenger RNA, 3723 nt
Organism: Danio aesculapii
Lineage: Eukaryota; Metazoa; Chordata; Actinopteri; Cypriniformes; Danionidae
Gene: ccdc146
Product: coiled-coil domain containing 146
Exons: 18
Coding region: 85-2943 (952 amino acids)
Cellular component (GO): cytoskeleton
Source: RefSeq, a predicted model, not a curated record